AUGAGCGACAAAACCAAGGACGGGAAGAAAGCCCACACGGAAGACGAGAAGGACAAGGAGUUUGAAGAGAAAAUAAAACAACUAACCGUGGACGAGCGAGUGAAGAACGCCCUGAACCUUAAGCUCGAGGGGAACGAUGAAUUUAAAAAAAAAAAAUACGAAGAAGCCAUAAGCAAGUACAAUGAAGGGUUGAAAUACAUACACAAGUUAGAAAAGAAGAAUGAGAAAAUGAUCGAACUGGAGAUAGCCUUUUAUCAAAACAUGAGCAUAUGCUAUUCCAACGUAGAGAAUUACAACCAAGCGUAUGAGUACGUAAAAAAAGUGCUACAGCUGGAUAAGGACAACGCCAAAGGAUUGUUCAGACUAGGACAAAUUGAAUUCAAUCGGUGCAACUUUGACGUCGCAAAGGAGAAGAUACAAGAUUUUAUUAAGGCACACCCAGAGAAUAUGGAAGCCAAGAAGCUCCUUAAAAAUAUACUCAUCAAACAAAACGAACACAACAAAAAGCAGAAGGAGGCCUUCUCCAAAAUCUUUCAAAAAGCCUCUGGACUGUACGAUGACAGAGAGAAGGAAAUACAGAGAAAGAAGAAGGAAAAAUAUGAGAAUUACCUAAAAUCGUGUGCUGAGAAGAACGAAAAAAUUGUAGACUUCGAGGAGUGGGAAGUUAUGGAGAGGGAGAAGGAGAUUGAGGAGCAGAAGAAAAAGCAGGAGGAGCAAAAGGAGAAAGAGAAGAAAGAGAAGGAGCAAAAGCAGUCGGAGAAGCAGAGCAAAGCGGAGAAGAAAAAGUCCAAGCAUAACGAUAAUGUGAAAAAAAAAAAAAGUGGCUCACUCACAUCCAAUACGACAAAUAGCUCGUCCUGCUUAGACAUAGACGAGGAAGACCAAAAAAUAAUCGACGAAACGAAGAAAAUGGGUUAUUGCUAUUUUAGGAAAGACAUAAAAGAAGAUGAUAAAAAAUUCUUCGAAAAAAAUAUGCCUCAAAAAAUAGAAAACGUUAUUACUGAUGAUCAUAAUUUGUAUAAAACUGAAAAUAAAGCCAUCUCCUCUUGGAACGCCGCCGGCACUACAUAUGAAGAGAAGGACAUGAGCAAAUGGGCAAAGCAAAAGUUAGAACAAUGUCUCAAGAAUAUCCACUUUAAAAAUACAGAAAAAUCAGAUUUCCUCAAUUUAAAUAACCAGAACGAGUAUAACUUGUUGAAUGCAGAUUACCCCGAAGUUUUACCAAUUCAAUAUUUAUACAAAAUAGAAUUAAAAGAUAUAAAAGAUCUGAAUGUGGAUGCACAGAUCGUUGUCAUAAGGGGCACAAAGAGACACAUCUUCGAGCUCUCAUGCAAUUUAUACAUAACGCUAAAUAUCAAUAUAACUGAAUUUCACAUACAUAAAAUUAUCGUCCAGAUAGGUGAACUGUCUAGCGAGUUAGAGGCUGGAAAAACAUGGAGAGACUAUAUAACUGUGAAGAAGAACGAUAAAUUAAAAGUUCCAGAUAAACUGUUCAACAAUAUAUAUGAGUUCAUAAUUGAGAAGGUGGAGAACCAGGUAAAGUACUUCACAGAGGAGUACAGUAAGAUGUGA
This is a messenger RNA of Plasmodium knowlesi strain H, 1572 nucleotides long. Its product is annotated as chaperone binding protein, putative. The transcript has a single exon. The record is from RefSeq and is a predicted model, not a curated record. Lineage: Eukaryota; Apicomplexa; Aconoidasida; Haemosporida; Plasmodiidae. Bases 1 to 1572 code for a protein of 523 amino acids. Gene Ontology annotation, molecular function: ATPase activator activity; protein-folding chaperone binding.